Messenger RNA from Mugil cephalus (flathead mullet), 1601 nucleotides. RefSeq names its product synaptogyrin-3-like. Gene Ontology annotation, cellular component: neuromuscular junction; synaptic vesicle membrane. The transcript is spliced from 4 exons. Bases 108 to 821 code for a protein of 237 amino acids. NCBI's taxonomy places the organism in Eukaryota, Metazoa, Chordata, Actinopteri, Mugiliformes, Mugilidae. The record is from RefSeq and is a predicted model, not a curated record.
AGGAGGAGGGGGAGGAGGAGGAGGGGGAGGAGGACCGCCGCUCCGCGCAGAUCUCACCGACUCGUCUCUUUCUCUCCGCGGGCGACAGGCAGCACAAACCCGGAGGGAUGGAGUCAGCGGGCGCGUACGGCGCCGGGAAGGCCGGCAGCGUCCCCUUCGAUCCGGUCGCCUUCUUCACGCAUCCCCGCACCAUCCUCAGGCUGCUGUCGUGGGUUUUCUCCAUGGUGGUGUUCAGCUGCAUUGUGAACGAGGGCUACAUCAACAUUGGCAGCGAGCGUCUGCUCUGCGUCUUCAACAACAACGCCGAUGCCUGUAACUAUGGCAUCACGGUGGGCGUGGCCUGCUUCCUCGGCAGCAUCUUUUUCCUCAUCCUGGACGUUUACUUUCCCUCCAUCAGCAGCAUCAGGGACAGAAGACGGGCUGUCCUGCUAGACCUCGUCUUCUCUGGUGUGGCCAGCUUCCUGUGGUUUGUCGGCUUCUGCUUCCUGGCCAAUCAGUGGCAGGCGACGUCUCCAGAAGAGCUGCCGUUGGCCCAGGGCUCGGACGCCGCCAGAGCCACGAUCGCUUUCUGUUUCUUCUCCAUCCUCACCUGGGCCGUUCUGACACUGAGCGCACUGCGACGCUUCUUAACCGGCAGCAACACAAACCUGUUCACCUGGCAGCACCUGGACCCCGCCCCCUGCAGCGCUCGCGCCACGCCGUACCCCAUCGCCAAUGGUGCCACCAUAGUAACCACCAACCCCUACCAGGCCCCGCCCUUCACCGAGACCCUGGACCCCCAGAAACUCACACAGCAAAGGCCCGUGGCCCCCGCUUUCUAGAGACAGACGGCGAGACACGAAGGAAGAGGAGAUGCGAGUGGAAACAGCGCUGCGCUGGGCACGGACGGCUUUCCCGCCUCGCUGCUCAGCGGGCUUUUCAUCCUCUCCUGGGAGUGGCAGGAUUUUUGGGUCAUGUGAUGUGUGAUCUUUUUUCACCAUGGCAACUGCUGGCUGAGCUUAGUUAGUUGUAACUCUCUCUGUGUCGAGAAUACUGUUUUCUAUUCAUGCACACACGCCGUUAUCGAUGCACGCGAACACAGCUGUACCCACUCACACCCCGGACGCGGACACACACCUGGAAACACAUGUACGUACACGCACCCAGAAGCACACACACACUCACUCAUGCAGCGGCUGCAUGUUCAUAUUGGUGAAGUGCAGAUUAGCGUAGAUGUAGAUCAGUGAGGACGCUCCACUUGCCUUAUUAACGGAUACUAGCUCUUUAGUGGAGGAGAUGUGGGGGGGAGGGAGAAGAAGCUGUGUUUAUCUGUUUCUGUUUGCCAACAGUCAGUCCGACCAAUCACGAGCUGACGCGCUGACAUGCGGCUUUCCAUUGGUUGAAAUUCAGACGCACAGAGGGGGGGGGGGCAGAACUUCCUGAAAAAUGCUACACAUUUCUUGGGAGGUAAAUAAAGGCAAGGCCGCUUAAUGCAUUCUGGAUGCUGUAGUGUUUCAAUGUGAAAUAUUUAUGUGAUUAAAUAUUUUAUUGUGAUCUGCUGAAGUGGCAUAAUGACAAAUGAAAAUAAAAUUUGAAAAAAAAGAAAAAAAAAAGAAAAAUAA